AUGUUACUUGAUAACAUUAAAGUAAUUAGUAUUGAUUUUUAUAGGUUGCCAUUCGAAUAAGGCCUUUCAACAAACGAGAACUUGAAACUUCAGACAAGUGUACUCUCAAAGUUAUAGAUUAAGAGACUUUAGUAGCAAUUCCUCCAGUAGAGGCAGAAACUAAGUAGGGCAAAAAGACCUAUAAAUUCAAUUGGAUUUUUGACAAAAUAGCUUCUUAAAAAGAUAUAUUUGAAAAGACUCUUGAAUAUUAAGUACUUUCUUUGUUGGAUGGAAUAAAUGUUACACUCUUUAGUUACGGUGCUUCUGGGACAGGAAAGACUCAUACGUAAAUAUUUAUAGUAUAUUAAGACUUAUGAAAUUGAAUGAGGAUUAUGGAUUACUAAUAAGAGCUCUUAAUCAAAUAUUUUAAACUAUACACAAUAAAAAAAGGAAAAUAUAGAUAAAAUUUUCAUAUUUAGAAUUCUAAUAAGAGUAACUCUAUGAUCUACUAAAUAAUACGAAUAGUAACCUUGAUAUUAGAGAUGAUGUAGAGAAAGGAGUAAUUAUAAAUGGAAUGAGAGAAAUUGAUAUUGCAAGCACUUAAGAGGUGAUCAAUUUAAUAUAGUAUGGAAAAAGACAAAAGUCAACAAAACAACAUGAAAUUCUAAUUUUUACUAACUACAUUCAAGAUAUUAUAGGUUAAAAUAAUGAAAUUUAAGUUUCUAAAUUUAUUGUCGCUGAUUUAGCUUGGUUUGAUAAAAGUGGACAAAAGUCUGCAUCUUUAUAAGUACUUAAUGAUUGCAUUUCAUUAUUAAGUGAAGCAUAGAAUAAAAAGAUUUAACCAUUUAUACCAUAUAGAAAUAGCAAAUUAACUAAAAUACUUAAAGACUCUUUUGGUGGAAAUUCUAAAACUUUAAUUAUUGGUUGUAUCUCUCCUUCAAUAAUGAAUUAUGAAGAGAGUAUACAAACACUUGAAUAUUGUUCAUUGGCUACAGGAAUUUAUAAUCAAGGUUCCAUCAAGAAUCUAUAAUAAAGUACUCAUUAGGAUGAUUUUAAAUAAGUCUAUGAUUAAUUAAUAAAUGAGAAUGUUGAAUUAAAGAAAUUAUUAAAUAAUAAAUCAAAUUAAAAACCAAUAAAUAAUGAUAAAGAAUAAACCAAAUUAUAUGAAGAAAAUAUUUUAGAACAUUUUAAUAAUGAAUAAGAUAUUAAUUAAUCUAUUUUUAAGUAUUAAUGGGAAAUAGAAUAGAUUAAAUUUACUGUAAAUGAAAAUUAAGAAAACCUUUAAAGAAUUGAUGGAAUAGAUAGAAAAGCAGCAGAUUCCUUAAGAUAUUAAAUUGAGUAAGAUUAAAAAUAAUUACAUAAUUAUUAGGAAUAAUUAAUCAAAUUUUAAAAAUAAGCAAGUAAUUUUAUAAUAUAAAGAAGGGCAUUAGAGGAAGUAAUAUUAUUUAAUUAAAUUUAGAAUGUUAAUUAGAGUAAUUUAUAAAAUUCAUAUAAAUUAUAUUUAAUUAAUCUAAUUGAAAAACAUAUUCUAAGAUUGGAAGUAUAUGAAAUCAAACUUAAAGAAUAAAUAAAUGAAUUACAUAGAUAAUAGCAUGAAAGGAUUAUGGCUAUUUAAAGAAGUUAAAUUAAUUUAAGAGAUAGAAUUAUUGCAGAUCAAAGAAAACAUAUCAUAUAACAUGGUAAAAAUCAAUCUGUACAACAUUAUUCCUAAAUUGAUACAACAACUGAAGUGAUAGAUGGAACAAAGGCAAAACUCAAACAUUAUCCAUUGCCAAAAGUCAAAGGUAUUUUAACUAUUUUUAAUCUAGAUCAUUAUUUCAAUAGAGAAGCUUAUUUGUAAAGAAAAGAAUCACCAAAAUCAAUCUUUAGUCCAAGGCUUUAAACUCCUUUACAAUUAAAAGAUAUAAAACCAUAUGUUCCUAAAACACCUCACACAAAAAUACUUGAGAAUCUCUCUACACCAAUUCUACCAAAAUCAAAUCCAUUUUCAAAAGCACCUCCUUAAAAAAUAAUUGACUCAUAGUCUAUGGUAGCCUUACCAUUAAUAACAACUAAUAGAAAUUUAUCUAAAUUUGUUUAUGACUGGAGAGGAGGUGGUUAUAAGUUCAUUGAAGAUCAAAAAAAAAUACCAUCAUAAAAAGAACUUAAACAGAUUAUUUAAUAAAAAUAACACACUUAGUAAAGUCUUGACAAAUCAUUUUUUACUACUUCUAGUCGAAGUAAAUAAAUAUUAAAAUUAUGAGGUACUUCUGCAAAAAGAGUUUCUUUUAAACAAAAUCUAUUACUUCCAGGAAAAGUACAUGAAUCCCCUUAUGUAAAAGAAUUUAUUAAUAAAGAAAUACAAAGAAAAAUCAAAUUAAAAUAAUUGAAUUAAAAAAUGAUGAAAGUAACUUAAAAAAAAUGA
Molecule: messenger RNA, 2383 nt
Organism: Paramecium pentaurelia
Lineage: Eukaryota; Ciliophora; Oligohymenophorea; Peniculida; Parameciidae
Source: the annotation of a GenBank genome assembly